AAAAUAUGAUGACGGUAAACUGCUAACUGCUUGACAGCUGCAGAGAUGCGCGACACAGAAAAAAACAAAACAAAAAAAAAAACAACAAAAAAAGGAGAAACGAGCGGCACGCAAAGUAACCACCGUUGCUAAAAUCCUCUGAGAUGCUCCGACGAACAGCGAAAGACCGACUGAGAACAUAAAAGAGAAAUACAUUUAAUUACAAACGAAGAGGAGCGAGUUCGGGUCGCGCGUUGAUCCGAAUAUCCGGGACGGGAGGGGUCGAAGAUGGGGAACGAAGCGAGCCUGGAAGGAGGCGAAGGGCCGCCGGAGGGGCUGGGACCGGACGUGCAGGGCGGCUUCGUCCUUGUCCCCGGCGGGACUCCGGUGGACCCGAACCAACUCAGCGAGGAGGAGCGGAGGAGGCUCACCGCGGAGGAGACAAGGGCGCCGGGAGGAGGCGCCGCGGCUGCACGAAGACCUUCAGAAGCCACUGCCCAGCAACGUUCACAGCAGAUAGUAGCCGGGGCCUCCAGAGGCCCAACUGGCUUAAGUAAAAGCUGUACUGUUGACGCCUUCAACCAGGGUCCAGCUGGAAAGCCCACACCGGGCCGCAGCCUGUCAUCCCUCAGCCUAUUUGAAUCCAGAUUUCGGCAGGAGCCAAAAGACCCUGAGACCAAGUCAACCGGCAUGUUUGGCUCCAGCUUCCUCAGUACCAACCCCCUCAGUACCAUGACCUCUUCCAUAUCAUCCAUGGGUGAUGCUGUCAACAUCCCUAAGUUUGGACUUUUUGGGGACAAUGAGGAGGGAGGUGCACCUGAAAGCAAGCAGGGAGGGAAAGUACCAGCCAAGGGUCCUCAUCAAGGACCAGGGCAAAAGGGACCACAACAGGGAGGACCACAGAAACAUGGAUCAAAGCCAGGGCAAGCACCUUCUGGGCAGGGACCCAGACAAGGUCAGGGUCCACCAGUCCAGGGGUCCAAAUCAGGCCAGGGUCCUCCUGGCCAAGAACCUCCUGUGCAGGCCCCCAGGCAAGCUCAGGGACCACCAGGCCAUACACCCUCAAGGCAACAGGCACCCAAACCAGGACAAGGACAACCAGGCCAAAGUACCAAACAGGGAGGUGAUCCACUACAAAAAGGUGGCCCACCACAAGGACCUGGGAAGCCUGGAACCCAACAGCAAGGACCACCUGGACCACAUCCAGGACAGCCACCUAAGAGUGUAGAUCGCCCUGGUCAGCAGGACUCUGGAAAGCCUGGAGGUGGACUAUGUCCACUUUGUAAGACAACCAAAUUGAACACUGGCUCUAAGGAACCCCCAAACUACAGCAACUGCACAGAGUGUAUGAAGCAGGUCUGCAGCCUCUGCGGGUUUAGUCCCCCAGACUCAACGAGUAAAGAGUGGCUGUGUCUGAACUGCCAGAUGCAGCGAGCGAUGGGAGGUAUGGAUCCUCCCGCCAUGACACAGCCCAAACAAGGCUCGGCGCCACCCUCGCCCCAGAGACAGGCACCGAGCAAGCCAGGCAAGCUGCAGAUUAAGGAGCAGAGUGCGGCUGACACUGGUUUAACUCCUCCAACCACUCCGAAGACGAAAUCCCCAGGUGCGACGUCUCCAGGACCUCUGUCCCCGGGCUCUGCAGCGGCAGGAUCUCCAAAAAUCGACUCCAAAACUGGUCGCUCCAUUCAGAAUAAAUCCAGUCCUCAGCCGUCUCCAGCUAAAGCCAAACAGGAGUCUAAUUUCUUUGGGGGGUUGGGGGGUAUCACUCUGGGACGCCUUACAGAUGCAGCUAAACCAUCACAAGCUGCUGAGUCUGUUACAGGGAAACUGUUUGGGGGGUUUGGUGGGUUGAUGGAAACGUCCAAGUCUCAAGGGCAGGCGGCGCCAAAGCAGGAGGAGUCGGUGGCUGGGAAGCUGUUUGGAGGUUUUGGAGGACUGGCAGAAGGAGUGAAACCUCCCACGGCUACUUCACAAAUGUUGAACUUUGGAUCAUCCCUCUUGAGUACGGCCACCAAUCUUGUCACUGGAGAGGAAGUGAAAACAGCAGAUAUUUCAUCUGGACAAGCCCCAGAUGACUCUGCCCACACUGGACCAGGUUCCCCUCCUGAUUCCCCCUUCUCUCCUCCCGGGUCUCCCCCUGAUUCGGAAUCUGCUCCCGAUACCCCCAUAUCCAAGGUGUCUGUGUACUUGGAACAAGAAAAGAAAGUAGUAGAACAAACUCCAGAUACCUCCACUUCAGCUUUGACCGCCAAAGAACGCUGCCCCCUGUGUAAUGUGGAACUGAACGUUGGAUCAACAGACCCACCGGACUACAGCCUGUGCACCGAGUGUAAGAAGACGGUGUGUAACCAGUGUGGUUUCAACCCGACACCACAUUUAGGAGAGAAAGAAUGGCUUUGCCUCAACUGCCAGACCCAAAGAGCUAUGUCAGGCCAGCUGGGAGAUGUGCCACCUCCAACCAUGGAUUCCCCCAAAAAGCAACCUCGUGCUCCCUCCUCCACCCCUACACCUGCUGUUGUAGAUAGCAAACCUGUAGUAGAGACAGAAGACCAACCCCCACCACCUCCCGAGACCAAGGUAAAAAUGACGGAGACCUUGAAAGAACCUGGGGAGAAGCCAGCGGAUGCCAAGGAGGCCAGUCCCACCAGCCCUUCAGACUUGGCAAAGCUGGAAAACACAGUCCUUCCUAUUCUUGAGGCUCAGGCAACCACGCAACCAAAGGAUGAUGAGGAGAAACCCACUGAUACGCUAAAAACCAGGCGUAAAUUAGAGGUGCUCCCUCUCUCACCUGAUUCACCAAGUUCAGAAGAGGACAGACAUACUUGCGAGGACAAUGCCACAGGAACCAAAAUGAAAAAGCUCCUUGUGCCCACUGACAUUAAGGGAGACUCGUUGGAUGACAGCAGUGAAAGCUUUGAAAAAGAAAGUCCUGUGUCAGGCGAUGAAGAUUUUAUUCAAAAACAGAUCAUAGAAAUGAGUGAGAAUGAAAAUGCUUCUCCAUCUGAUGAAGAAAAGCUAACUCGGCCAAAACUCACACAGGAGGAGAAGAAGCAGAAGAGGACAGAAGCUGUAGAGAGGAGCACAGCAGGAAAAACCAGACGACUUAUGAAGAAAAGCACCAUCAGCCCAGAUGAUGAAGAUAAGAACCUGGUCCAGCCCUUGGAAGAAGGUGAUAUAGAGAAGAAAAAGGAACAAGAAGAGGCACCUCAGAGUGGCAUUGCUGUUCGAAAGUUCCAAACUAUUGAGCUGAACACAACAAGCAGCCCGAUGUGUGUGCCUAAUGAUGAUGGAGAGCCUGAGAGCCUGACAGACUCACCAGAUGAUCGGUCUAAAGGUGAGGGUUCAUCUAGUUUACAUGCCUCCAGUUUCACUCCUGGGACAUCGCCAACAUCUCUUUCCUCAAUGGAUGAAGACAGUGACAGCAGUCCCAGCCACAUCCGCUCUGGUGAGGGCAAACAGCACCGGAAAGCAAAACACAGGCAACCUGGCCAAAUGCUGCCAACUAUUGAAGACUCUUCUGAGGAAGAAGAGUUACGAGAAGAAGAGGAGCUGCUCAGGGAGCAAGAGAAACAGAAAGGCUCUGGGAAAAAAUCCAAGAAAGACAAAGAAGAUGUGAGAUCCCAGAGGAGACGGGAGCAUGCAAAAACACCACCGAGCAACCUCUCUCCAAUUGAAGAUGCCUCGCCGACUGAAGAAUUGAGACAAGAAGCUGAGAUGGAGGAGAUCAGAAGAUCAUCCUGCUCUGAUUUCUCCCCCAGCAUUGAAUCAGAUCCUGAGGGAUUUGAGAGCCAUGCCACAAGGAUUGCAGCGGUGCAGAAAACAUACCAACUGCCUACGUCGGUAUCGCUUCACUCACCAACUGAUGACAAGACCAACAAAACACAGAACAAACCUCUCAAAUCUGCUGAUGAGGCCUACGAGGAGAUAAUGUUGAGAGCUAAAUCUCCAACACUUGACAAAACGGAGAUUCGGUCAGUGAAAGAGUCCCUUUAUGGAGGUAUGCUCAUUGAGGACUACGCUUAUGAGACUCUUAUCGAUAACUCAACAGUCGAUCUGGAGGAGCCUGAGAAAAUCCUUGUUCCUGCUCAACCUAAAAAGUUGAGAUCACCAGAUGAAGUAUAUGAAGACAUGAUAAAGAAGAGGAAGGAAUUCAUGCAGCUGGAGCAGGAAUAUCAAAAUAUGCAGCCAAAAAAAGAAAGCCCUAUUCCAGAAAUUAUUCUGCAGCCUGCUAAGAACGCCUUCCCGAAAGGUGGUGCAGAAACAUUAGGCAAAGAUGGAAAACCAUUGCUGGAUGCCGAAUCAGCAUAUGAAGAGCUAAUGAAACGAGUGCUCACUCCUGGAACAAGUCCAACGCAGCAGGAGCCAGAAUUGGAAACGACUGCAACUCGAAGGACACUGCAUUCAAUUCCAGACUUAAAGGUGACGCAGUGCUCUUCGGGAGAGUUGUCUUCUGAUGAUGAGAUGAGUGCGAUUAAAAAGGAAGAUUACAAAACACCUGAAGAAGACACAAAAGUAGAAAUAUCAUCUGUUGAAACUGAGCCUGCGACACUAUAUUCUGAUGCUCAGCCACCAUCUAAAUUAGACCAGCCACUUCAUAGUGCCAUGGCACCAUCACAGUCUGAUGUUGUAGAUUUAUCCAGUCCACUUCCAAGAACGUCAGCCACUGUGAUGUCAAGUGUGUCACCCUUGCCCACAGUUCCGCAAUACACACCCAGUAUACCCAGCAUAGUGUCGACAGCCCCACCUGUGGCUCCAAAGCCAAGCAUCCUGCGUAGGACUAAUUCUCAGGAAAAAGCAGAAAUACCUGUUGCACCUCCUCUGCCUCCCCCAACCCCACCAAAACCAACGAUUUUUCCCAGAAAAGCCCCAGUUCCUCUUCCACCUCAGGCAACUCCAGCAAGGCCAGAAAUGACAAUUACGACUACAACCCAAGGUGGAUCUACCAAACAAACAGUUACACCAACAUACAAACCUCAUGUUCCUCCUCCUAUCCCUCCAAAACCAUCUAUUCCUGCAAUGAUGGGAGAUACCCCCAGAACAGGAUAUGGUGCCAAACCACCAAUUGCACCAAAACCCACUUCUCAACCAUCUUCUCCUGCCCAUACCCCUCAUCAUUCAAGACCUACUAUACUUGCCACAUGUCCCACUGACAUAGCUCUAAAUCUGAGUCCAUCUUGUGAGACCAAGCAAUUUCAACCCUCUCCAAAGUCUCCUCUCUCCCCAAGAUAUGCCAGUAAUCUUCGUGACACCUAUGUAGUCAUCACCCUACCAUCUCAGCCCAGUUCCCCAAUUGAGAUGAUCUCAUCCCAGGCUCCUUCUAGCCCUGGGUCAGCAUCACCUUCAUGGCACCAUCAGCUGCAAAGUUACCACCAGCCACAAUCUCAAUCUCAGGUCUCUUCACAGCAGCAUCCACAACCAUCCUCUCCACAGACAACCAGGGUGCCUCUCGCAUACACUCGAUUUAGAGAAUCCAUUGAAAGCCAAGAGAUAUGUGGCCCUGAAAAACAUGUGUCUAGUUCUUGUCAUAUAAUCGAGGCUGUAUCUGCUUCAGCACAACCACCCGUGGUUACACCUAACCUCAUUUCUCAACUGGUCACUACAGAAGUCCAAAGAACCACUGUCUCUGUUGUCCACGAAAGGACACCACCCCCAGUUCCAGCUCCGAGAGCAAAUGGUGUCCCAAUCUCAAUGGCGAAAUCUAAGCACCAACUGCCAAUACAGAAUGGACAGACCUUCCAAUUGUGCGAGGUGGUAGACCUUAGGACAGUGAAGGAAAACCCAGAAUCAGAGAAGAAUGGUAUGGAUCUGUCUUCUGGUCCAGACUCAAGAUGUCAGACCUUUACAGGAGAUAUCAGUCGCCACAACAGUGCAGUGCAGUCACCUGUAGUCAACCUGAGUGCAGAAUCUUCCACUGUUUCCAUAGUGACUGACAGCAUUACCAUUGUGACCUGUGCUGCUACUAUCCAGCGAUAUGACAGUGUAAACACCUUACAAGCGUCUUCAGCACCACUUCAGCUAACAAAAAACAAAUCAUUUGAGCCCAUUUCCCAAAUUAUAUAUAGACCUCUUGACUCUCAGCCCUCUACUAACGCUAGCACGGAAAUCCCCAUUAAUCUUACAGUUGGAUCAAGUACAGGUGUAGGACCUUUCCAGCCCAGUCCUGCUAUUAUUGGACCUACCGCUGUUGCAGGUUGUGUUGCUAAUGGACUAACUACAGGCACUGAUAUAGUGGCUGGAGCUGUUGACCUUACCACAACAAAACCAUUCAACACAGUGGCCUCAUUGGAUGCUGGUUCUGUAGAUGUUAUUACAGCGGUAAUCACAGAUGAUGAUGGCAAGCCAGUGGAUCUGACCGCAGGAAAACGAGCCGUGUGUUGUGAUGUUAUAUACAAGUUACCAUUUGCAGGAAGCUGCACGACUCAACAGCCCGCCACACCUCUACCCGAAGACCGUUUUGGAUAUCGCGAUGACCAUUAUCAGUUUGACCGCUCACCUUAUGGUAUGAGGGGCUUUGGAGGAAUUAAACCAUCCAUGUCGGACACUAAUCUUGCAGAGGCUGGCCUGUUCUUUUACAAGAGCAAGAACAGCUACAUGUUUAAUGGCACCACUGAUGGUGCAGUUGAUCUAACCUCUGCAAAGAUUUCUGAUGCAGGUGAAGCUGUUGACUUCUCCAAGAAAACGACAUAUGCUGGGAUGACAAUUCCACCAUAUAACCAAGCCAGAACCACAAGUACUGGUGAUGCACUCUUUGGUACAAGCAGUGUCUUAAGGUCCUCAAAUGGGGUAGUAUAUUCCUCGGUUGCAGCACCAAUCCCUUCAACAUAUGCUAUUACCACCCAGCCUGGGUCCAUCUUCAGCACCGCAUACAAUACACCCUCAGGUAUGCAUACCAGUGACACUAUGCCAUCCCUGUCCAACCUCCAGAACUUGCCACUUACUCGGUCCCAUAGUUUCCUCUCUACUAUCUCCACUCCUGCCACAGAAGAACAAGGCGAUGCACCACUCAAUCUGGAGAUGAGUAGAGGAGGUACAGCGAUUACUGAUGCUGCUACCACUGCAACCACUUCUCUGUCCCUUGACAGCUACACUGAUGCAUCCUUGGAGGCGAUUGCUGCCUCACUGGAGGCUCUGUCCUCACCCAUGGUUCCUGUCAAUGGCCAAUAUCAAGCUGAACGUGAGAGGCUGGAGAUGGAGAAGCUCAAACAACAACGCCUGGCUGAGGAAUUAGAGUGGGAGCGCCAGGAGAUUCAACGUUUCCGUGAGCAAGAGCAGCUCCUUGUACAAAAGGAACUGGAAGAGCUGCAGGCAAUGAAGCAGCAGAUCUUGACCCAACAAGAAGAGGAAAGACAGGCUCACCUCAUGAUGCAAAAAGAAACCUAUGCUCAGCAACAGCAGCAGCUUGAGCAGAUCCAGAGACUCCAAGAGCAGCUUCGCUUGCAAUUGGAGGAGCAAAAACUUCGACAGAUGUACCCAGGCGGAGAUGUGCCAGGCCACGGCCUGCAAGAGGCAGUUGUCAUAGGUCCUGAUGGGACAGUACUUUCCCGAAAGAUCACAGAUAGUGGUUGCCAAACAGAUGAAGAGGAUGAAGCAGUCAGCAAUGCUUAUACAGCAGGGAGAAAAAGGAGAAGCACGAAAAAGAGUGUUGACAGUUGUGUGCAGACUGAUGACGAGGAUCAAGAUGAGUGGGAAUCUCAGAACAGAAGCCGCCAAAGCCGACCACGCACCUCCAGGGGAGACAGGAGUGGACAGUCAGAGAUCUCUUUUCAAGCCCACACUGAGAUCUCGAUACAAACGGACACAGAGGGGAAUAUAAGGAUGGACACUAGAAUGGAACUUUCUGAUUCUGAAAGGACCUCGCCAAAGAAACGACCCACUCCCUUAGAAAUAGGGCAGCCUUCUAACCUCAAAACUGAGUCCUCCACGCUUCAAGCCCAUCCUAAAUCUCCCAAAGUGCUCUAUUCCCCCAUAUCCCCUUGCAUAUCUCCCAGCAAAUCCCUCGAGUUUGUAUCUUAUGAGAAAUCAUUGGGUGAUACCAGCCCUCAAACGUUAAAAGGAAGCACCGAACAAUCCAAAGGGUCUCCUGGAAGUCCUCGAGGCCCAAAACCCAUACAAAGAUCCAUGUCUGACCCUAAGCCCAUGAGUCCAACAGGUGAAGAAACGGAAACAUCCAGCACUCAGUGUGGUGAUGGUUACACAGGGAAAGGCUCCGGUGGUACUCCUACUGGCAGUCAGAAGAAGGUGAAGAGGACUCUUCCAAAUCCACCUUCAGAGGAAGAGACAACUGCCAGUUGCCAGACUGCAUAUAGCACCGGUUCUGCCCGCCGGAGAAUGUGCCGGAAUUCUAACAUGGCACGUGCCAAGAUCCUGCAAGACAUCGAUCGAGAGCUAGAUCUAGUGGAACGAGAGUCCUCCAAGCUUCGUAAAAGGCAGGCAGAGCUAGAUGAAGAGGAGAAAGAGAUUGAUGCCAAACUUAGGUACUUGGAGAUGGGCAUUAAUCGUAGGAAAGAUGCCCUGCUGAAGGAGAGGGAGAAAAGAGAAAGGGCUUAUUUACAAAGUGUGGCUGAAGACCGAGACUACAUGUCAGACAGUGAAGUUAGUAACAUCCGAGAGACAAGAGGCAGUUGUGGAGGAGGUGAAGACGAAGAGCUUGAAAGUCAUGGUCUUGAACGUCCCAGAACUGCUCCUCAGUCAGAACUGGAUGAAUUUGUACCCCCUCAAACCAAGCAGGAAUAUGGAAAGUACUCUCAGUACCAGUACCCUCAAACCCAAUACCAGCAGUCACUCUACCAGACUCCCCAGUCCUACCAGUCUCAUUCCAUAUAUUCUUCUGUUCCUGCACUCACUAGCGCUCAGCAACAAAGCUAUCACCAGAUGCUCCUGUUGCAGCAGAAAGCAGCUCGACAAGCAGCUCUCCUUUCCGAACUGGAUGCAACGAAAUAUGAUGUCAUUAGCCGCCAACCUGAUCCCACGUCAGCAGCAUACUUGGGAGUCAAAUAUGACAAAUAUGGCAAUCACCUUGACCUCAGGGCCUUGGAAGUGGGAAGUAUAGCAGGUAGCCCUAUGUCAGCAGUUUCUGAUUCUUAUUACACAGAUAUAGAUCACCACACACCUCGGAGUUACAUGCUGCUAGAAGAUGCUGCAGAAUUAGCCAAAGGUUCCACUGGGCUUUCUUCGUCUUAUAGUUUGGCUGAGAGGGAGUUGGCCAAAGCAGAGAAGCUGCUGCGCCGGAGUGCUGCAGAUCUGGGGUCGUCUGAUUAUCUGGGAUCCACCUCCAGACUACAUACUUUUGGAAAGACUCCCGAUGAAGAGGACUCAAUGGAAGAGCCAUAUGAACUAAAACUAUUGAAGCAGCAGCUCAAGCAAGAGUUUAGGAGAAGUGCGGCUGGGACAGACAACCUAGAACAACUUGCAGGACUCUCUCAGCACUACUAUAGCCCUAACUCUGGCAUGUCUAGCUACUCCCAAAGACAAUAUCCAAAAUCAGAAAAGUACAGCAUUAGUCGGCUUACUCUGGAGAAGCAGGCAGCGAAACAACUCCCAGCGCCCAUGUUGUACCAAAAACACAAGACUCCGCUAUUGGAUCCUAAGCUCUCUUCCAAGUAUUCAUCUGUUGCAGAUAGCAGGGGUUUGGAGGCAGAGUAUACAAGCUAUCUGGGGUCUACCAGCGGGUCCCCAAGAUCUAGCAGACUCAUGCAGGAUGAAAUUACAUUUGGCCUUCGUAAGAAUAUUGCAGAGCAACAAAAAUACCUAGGAUCUACAUUGGGUGCCAAUUUGGCCGGGUCACUAAAUUUGGGCCAGACCCUGGGUUUGGACUCUGCCUAUCCUAGUGGUAGUCGCUCAAGACCAUCAUCCAGGCCUACAUCAUGCUAUGGUCUGGACCUGUCUAUCAAAAGAGACCCUUCCAGUUCUUCAUUAAGACUUAAGGGAGACGGUGAAGCAUCUGGAGAAGGGUCAAGUUAUCAAACUCCUUCUGGCCGCACCAAACCUACCAGUCUGCCUAUUGUGCAAAGCGGGCGUGGCCGGAUCCCAAUUGUUGCCCAGAAUUCAGAAGAAGAGAGUCCACUGAGUCCUGUCGGACAACCUAUGGGCAUGGCCAGGGCAUCAGCCGGACCUCUGCCACCGAUCUCAGCUGAUUCUAGGGACCAGUUUGGCUCGUGCUUGUCCUUGCAAGACUCCCAGCAACAGCAACACAUCAGGGAAGAGCCAACCAGGGGUAGGGGUUAUACACUACUGGAUGAUCUUCAGGGUACCAUGUCGGACAGCGAAGCUCUAAGUGAUUCCCUGAUGGCUUUGAACAGAGACGAUGCAACCACUGCCUACCACCUUAGACGAGAAGAGACCGACUGGUUUGACAAACCUAGAGAUGGACGGUCGGAGAACGGACAGGGGAAGCGACAGGGAAAAGGUCCAUACUACCCCUUCCCUCACCUCAGGAUCAAACUGCAGAGGGAUGCCAAAGAUCACAGUGUCUCAGGAAAUGGUCUGGGUAUCCGUGUGGUUGGAGGCAAAGAGGUUCCUGGCAGUAAUGGAGACAUUGGAGCUUACGUCGCCAAUGUUCUCCCUGGUGGAGCUGCAGAACAAACAGGAAAGGUUCUUGAAGGAAUGCAAGUCGUGGAGUGGAAUGGUGUUGUUCUGACGGGUAAAACCUAUGAAGAGGUACAAGGGCUCGUCGGACAGCCGUGUAACGAGGCAGACGUGUGUCUCAGACUUGAUCUUAACAUGCUGGUAGAGUCUGACAGUUCUCAGCACCUCGGUUUUCAAGAGCAUAGUAAAGACAGACCUCCAAGGUCUCCAGGUGUUGACCCCAAACAGCUGGCGGCUGAGCUGCAGAAGGUGUCACAACAGCAGGCUCCGCCCACCUCCGCUAUCUCUUCUUCCAGCCUACCCGUUACAUCGUCUGCGACCUCAAGUCCCGCUCAGCCGGGAUCCCCUUCAGUCAGCAAGAAACGCCACAGCAGCAAGACUGGAGAGGCAUCCAAGACCCAGUCCCACCCAGUUUCUGGAGAGAUACAGCUUCAAAUCCACUACGACAAGCAGCUGGGCAACUUGAUCGUCCACGUACUGCAGGCUAGAAACCUUUCUCCGCUGGACAACAACGGCUACUCCGACCCAUUUGUUAAAGUGUAUCUCUUACCGGGUAGAGGUCAGGUCAUGGUUGUCCAGAACGCCAGCGCUGAAAACAAGAGGAGGUCAAAACACGCAGGCAAGAGUCUGAACCCAGAGUGGAACCAGACUGUCAUCUAUAAGAACAUCCACCUGGAGCAGCUGAGGAAGAAGACUUUAGAGGUCAGCGUGUGGGACUAUGACAAGUGCUCGUCUAAUGACUUCUUAGGAGAGGUCCUUAUUGACCUGUCCAAUACCACGCAGCUGGACAAUAUCCCACGAUGGCUUCCCCUAAAGGAGCAGAGCGAGGACCACCACCGCCGCUCGCACUCAGGACAGGGCCGACACAGCUCCUCCAAGCCCUCCUCACAACACUCCUCCCCUAAAACCUCCGGCACCUCCCAUGACAAUCAAGAAUCCCCCAAAUCAUCCGUCAGCAAGAGCCGAAGCCACGGGAUCUUUCCCGAUCCGGCCAAGGCUCGGUCGAGCUACAGAUCCAGCGACGCCCCGGUGACAGCAGCCUCGUUGGACAGCGGGUUGAGUGGCAGCGCGUACAGCUUAUUGGAUGAAGAAGGGGAGACAAACGAGGUGGACAGUGCCAUCUUCCAGGUGCCCCGAUUUGGAAAGAUCCCAAACGGCACAGAUGUGACAAAAUCAUCAAUGGGACUCAAUGACACUGAGGGUAAAUCCCAGGUGAUGGGGGAAAUAAAGAUAGCGCUGAAGAAGGACAUGAAGACAGAGGGUGAGCACCUGGUCCUUGAGAUUCUUCAGUGUCGCAACAUCACUUACAAGUUCAAGACUCCAGACCACCUGCCUGACCUAUAUGUGAAGCUCUACGUGGUAAACAUCGCCACCCAGAAAAGGAUCAUCAAGAAGAAGACCAGAGUGUGUCGUCAUGACCGCGAACCAUCUUUUAAUGAAACCUUCCGCUUCUGUAUGAACCCCACUGGACACGCCCUGCAGCUGUUCCUAGUGUCCAAUGGGGGCAAGUUCAUGAAGAAGACGCUGAUCGGAGAGGCCUACGUGUGGCUGGAUAAAGUGGACCUCCGAAAGCGAGUGGUUAGCUGGCACAAGCUGCUUGCUAGCACAGCCCAGAUCCACUCGUAAAAGGAGACAGCGCAUGACGCGGCACAUCGCGGCUUAGGUUCAACAGGAUACACUCUUCAAGUGAGGGGCAAAGACCGAGUUGGAAGCAGAGGGAGAAAUAAACUCUUUAAGUUGUGGCAGAAAACAUAAAUGAUGUUUUUUUUUUUUGAAGACGGCAGUUACACGUUUACAAGAAAUAACGACAUGUUUACAUGACAUAUGACAAGAAAAACGACGGUCCUGAAAUCAGACAGGAACCAUGAUAUCAACCAGGUAUUCUACAUUUUAAAACACACACACAUGACAAAAUUUAAUUUUAAUAGAUCCAGACAAUAGAUGCACUUGUAGAAACUGAUUAAUUCAUUUAUUUAGAUGUUUUAUCCACACUGGACUCUUCUCAUUGCUUUGUUUUGGUCCGCAGAGGUUUAUUGAUUUGAUUUUGUUAAUAAGAUAUGGCAGACUUUUAAUUAUUUUUGUACAUUAGCAUAUAGAGUUCUAUCAUUUGUCUUCUCAAUUAUUUAAGUGCUAAAAAUGAAAUCUAUCUAAACUAAUUAUAUUUUCUACCAUGCUACUUCACAUUAAUGUUUAAAAUAUUUGACAAAAAUCCUUCAUUAAGCACGUUUUGGUGGGGGGGUUAUCAACACAAACGCCUCAUCGUUUGCGCAUGUUUUAUCUCCGAAGUGCAAACCCAGUUCGAUCAAAUAAUGGAUUAUUGUUUGAUAAGAGCUCACUAGAUCAAAUUGGACACUAUAUAUUGUGCACAUGAGUCUGUCUGGUAUGUUAUGUCACAUGUUUUUCACAAUCAACUGUCACCUCUAAAGUCCACUUUGUACAUAGAGAAGUGUCAUAAGUGGAAAUGAAUUGAAACAUAUAUGGAAAUAUAAAGUUUUAUUUGUCAGUGGUGCCCCUUACAAUGGUGGAGAUGAAGGUUUUCUAGGACUUACCACAUUUCUAGAAGUGGGACAUAUAGUUUAUAGCAGCAGAUAUCAACAGAAAGAUGCUAACCACAGUUAUCUUAUGUGGCCCCCGCUAACUGCAGUUAGUGUGUGGUUAGCUCGUGGUUAGCACUUGAUGCUCACCGCAGUUAAUGAUGAGCAGUUGAAACUAACUAUAUUUUAACAUUAUCAACUAUGAUUAGCAUGACAACAUAUGCUAAUGCUAAACACAGUAGUCAAACGCGCCGUGCUGAGUCACAGCAUCUAGUUUAAAUAGCGAUAUAUGCUCCACAUCCAGAAAAUUGGUAAUUCUUGGAAAAUCAAUCUGAGAAUGUGAGAUUUAAGAGAAGAGUUAUCACCAGUGCACACGUUUGUGGUAAUUUGCACUUUCCUGCUCUGAAUGUGAAAUUGAUGUUGUAAUCCUGCUAAAAAAAAUGAGCUAGCCUGGUUGGUGUAUAUC
Molecule: messenger RNA, 13563 nt
Organism: Thalassophryne amazonica
Lineage: Eukaryota; Metazoa; Chordata; Actinopteri; Batrachoidiformes; Batrachoididae
Gene: pcloa
Product: piccolo presynaptic cytomatrix protein a
Exons: 25
Coding region: 268-12189 (3973 amino acids)
Biological process (GO): protein localization to synapse; presynaptic active zone assembly
Cellular component (GO): membrane; axon; GABA-ergic synapse
Molecular function (GO): protein binding; metal ion binding; structural constituent of presynaptic active zone
Source: RefSeq, a predicted model, not a curated record